UUUUUAUUAACAUCGGAUCGGUCAAAAAGUAAAUUUAUUGCAGCGUUGUCAAGGAAACAAGCAAAACAAGGAAAACAACAUUUGACCAACACAAAACUUUACUCGACAUUUAAAUUUUCAUCCGUAUCGCUGUUAUCGAAAGGGAAUAAAUUUUAUGCUGACUAAAUAACGAAAUCGGUCUGGAAUCGUUCCCCGGCUGCCGCGCUCUACAUGCGGUACCACGCCUUGCAAAACAGCUUAGUCUCGUACAAGAGGACACACACAGACGCACAAAACGGCCUUAAAUUAAGCCUUAUAUUAGUUGAAAAUCAAACCAUUAAUGGAUUGGAAUAAAAGCUGAUGCGAACAUCUGGAUACACGCAUUAAGUAAAUGGAAGAAUUCUAAACAAGAUGUAACCAUCCACGAUAAAUUACCAAAUAAUUUCAAUAAACAGUUGCCUUCAUUUGUUAACUAAGAUCUAGUCAAAAGUAUUUUAGUAUAAAUACAUAAAACAAACACUCAGAUAUAUAGUACAUAAACACUUGAAAUAAUUUAUAUACACACAUUUAACUAUAUACUUUAUAUAUACAACUUAUAUAUUUAUUAUAUGAUAAAAUAUUUAUGUAAUUAUCAUAUACUAAACACAUUAACAACAAAACAUCGAAUCUUGAUACGUAAAAGUUGUUAAAAAAUAUUAUGACAACACGACUUGCUACUCAGAGAAAUUUUAUACUAUCAACGGCAAACGCAAAUGUGGCUCCAACACCACCAACCGAUGCCGGUGGUCAGUCAGUUGCAACCAUCACCACCAUAGAUGAUGAUCACGUUGCAAUCGUGAACGUGUUGCCAGCAAACGAUAUCAAAAAUGAGCUUGUGUCCAUUGAAACCACAAAUGCUUGCUCUUCCUCUUCACAUGGCGACCACUUUGAAUAUAUUGAAUCUGCGGUGGAUGUUGUGGAGGAGGUCAUGACACAACAAAAUAAUCUGCUGGGCAAUGAUCAGAAUGACGCUGUUGCUCUUAUCAGCGUUGUCGUACCGAUGGAUGCGUCUGAUUCGACCGGCAGUGAUGGGCAUGUUCAUAUGCCGGAUUUAAGUGCAAUUAAAGAUGACACAGAGUUGUCGCAACAAGUGGCCAGUGGUCAAGUAACACUGUUGCAAACGCAAACUGGGGAUGGCGACGAGGGCACUCCACAGUUCAUUACCGUUACAGUUUCGGCACAAGAGGCUGGACAGAAUUAUCAAGUGCAAUAUGUAGACACCGAAUUGUAUCACGGCAAUUCCAGUCAAACCCAAAUGACAUAUCCUUUUUGCCCUGUUGCCGACUAUCAAACAAGUGGUCAAACCUACUAUUCGACGUCGGCCACAAGCAAUUAUGCUACCGCGUCGGUUGCAAAUGCGCCCAACACGCACGCUGCGUCAUUGCCAUAUUUGGUGCCAGUUGAAGAGGGCUUAUUACUCAAUACAUCAUCGCAUUCGCAGAGUCGCGACUCGCCGCAUAGCUUAACGGAAGUGACUUAUAUUCAAGAAGCUCAAAGUACACCACAAACUCCUACAUCUACAACUACAACAAACUCAGUAAGCGGCGGUAGCAUCGGUACUGGUGGCGGUGGUGCAUCCCCAGAUAGCGAACAAAAUGGACUUGGUACAACGAAUAAAGUUGCCUCAGCGACGAUCAAGUGGUUGUCACGUAACUACGAGACGGCCGAUGGCGUCAGUUUACCCCGUUCCACACUAUACAACCACUACAUACAGCAUUGCAACGAGAACAAAUUGGAGCCAGUGAAUGCUGCAAGUUUCGGCAAACUAAUUCGUUCGGUGUUCUCUGGUUUGCGUACACGUCGCUUGGGCACACGCGGCAAUUCCAAAUAUCAUUACUAUGGCAUACGCAUAAAACCGGAUUCUAUAUUGAAUCACAUGAUGGACGAAAAGCCGACAUACUCAACACAUUCCGGCAAUGGCGCAUCAAGCGGCAUUGGACAUUCAAACACUAUUGGCGGUGUAGUUUCAUCAAGUGGGGCUGGAGCUAGUGGCGGCAAUAUAAAUGUGGGUAAUCACGGUAAUCGCAGUUUGAAGAAAAUGAGUUUCAAACCGGAAUCUUAUGAAACUUGCGCACAGUAUUUGGGGGAUGGUGCAGGCGCGAUACCCUCUUUUCCCGCUAUCGAAUUGGACCACACAUACAGUAAUGAGCUCUCUCAGGAUGACGUAGAAACUUUUCGUGCAAUGUAUCGGGAACAUUGUGAAUCCUUUUUGGAUGCUGUGCUAAAUUUAGAAUUCAGUACCAUUGAAUAUUUGUGGCGUGAUUUUUGGCGUGCCACCGACAACAAUAAUUUAGAAGAAUGUGAGGAAGAAAAGUAUCUGAGCAAGACGAAACUAUACUUGUUGUGCCAUUGCGCAGAAGUGCAAAAGUUCAUCAAAGAGGUGGACUAUCAAUUUUAUCAAAAUAUGGUCGACGUCAUCAUUCCCGAUGUUCUGCGCUCCAUUCCAAACGGACUCACCCAAGCCAUUCGUAACUUUGCAAAAAAUUUAGAGCUGUGGCUAUGUGAAUCUAUGGUGGGUGUGCCCGAUCGCUUAAUACAAAUCAAAUCGGCUGCGGUAUCUGCGUUUUGUCAAACUUUACGCCGCUAUACAUCGCUCAAUCAUUUAGCACAAGCAGCUCGCGCUGUGCUUCAGAAUAAUACUCAAAUAACUCAAAUGUUGCACGACUUAAAUCGUGUAGACUUCCAUAAUGUGCAGGAACAAGCUGCUUGGGUAUGUCAAUGCGAGACAGCGGUGGUACAACGUUUAGAGAAUGAUUUCAAAGCGGCUCUUCAACAACAAAGCUCUCUAGAACAAUGGGCAUCUUGGUUACAACUAGUCGUAGAUUCUGCAUUAGAGGAAUAUCGUGGAAAACCUAGUUAUGCCAAAGCAGCGCGUCAAUUCCUACUCAAGUGGAGCUUUUAUAGUUCCAUGGUAAUACGCGACCUGACACUGCGGUCAGCGUCUAGCUUCGGUAGUUUUCAUCUCAUUCGUUUGCUCUAUGACGAAUAUAUGUAUUAUUUGGUCGAACAUAAAAUAGCCGAAGCUCAACAAAAGACCGCCAUUGCUGUCAUCUGCGAUCGAAUGCAAAAGGAUAUUGACUUUGAAUUCGAUUAUCAGUUGGAGUUUAUCAAUGAAAAUCAUACAGCCGAUUGCGCUACUCCUUCGGUUGGUAAUUCGGCGAAACGUUUAAAGCACGAAUGAGUAAGUGCUGUCGCAGAUUUUCAAAACGUAUGUAGAACAACACCCAGUAGUAUUCAAUGCGGCGAUGUUGGUGUUUUGCAAACAAAAUUCGCCGAGUAUCUUUGCUUAUUGGCAUCCUUAUAGUAGUAACAAUAGUCAAAAGUGAAAGCCCCAGCUACACUAAACACUCUUGAAACCGCAAUAACUUUUAAAUGUAUAUAACAUACUUAUGUGUGAAUGCAAAUAUCUAUGUAUACAUAUGGGCGAGAACAGAUACUUUUCUUUGUUUCUACAAAAUACAAAGAAUCAAGACAUUCUAUCCUAAUUAAAAUACUAUAUGUAAAAGAAAGAAAGCAGCAAAUGUUGUAAAAUUUAA
Molecule: messenger RNA, 3554 nt
Organism: Ceratitis capitata (Mediterranean fruit fly)
Lineage: Eukaryota; Metazoa; Arthropoda; Insecta; Diptera; Tephritidae
Gene: Rfx
Product: DNA-binding protein RFX2
Exons: 12
Coding region: 677-3199 (840 amino acids)
Biological process (GO): regulation of transcription by RNA polymerase II
Molecular function (GO): RNA polymerase II cis-regulatory region sequence-specific DNA binding; DNA-binding transcription factor activity, RNA polymerase II-specific
Source: RefSeq, a predicted model, not a curated record